This is a messenger RNA of Grammomys surdaster, 2439 nucleotides long. RefSeq names its product cell adhesion molecule 3 (gene Cadm3). The transcript is spliced from 9 exons. Gene Ontology annotation, cellular component: presynaptic membrane. Lineage: Eukaryota; Metazoa; Chordata; Mammalia; Rodentia; Muridae. Gene Ontology annotation, biological process: homophilic cell-cell adhesion. The record is from RefSeq and is a predicted model, not a curated record. Bases 196 to 1386 code for a protein of 396 amino acids.
CUCCGAGCGCCCUAUUUAAUCCCGGCGACUGCAGCAGCGCCGGCUCCCUCCCGGUACCCGCCUCGGCCCCGGGCUUGGAAGCCGCUCUGGGGGCGCCCUUUUGGACAGCGACGCCGGCUACCCAGAACCCCCGGCCCCAGUCUUCGGAGAUCCUUGCUCGCCAGCGCCCAGCCAGGGAGGUGGUCAGGAAGCGCGAUGGGCGCCCCUUCCGCCCUACCCCUGCUCCUGCUCCUCGCCUGCUCCUGGGCGCCCGGUGGGGCCAAUCUUUCCCAGGACGAUAGCCAGCCCUGGACAUCUGACGAGACAGUGGUGGCUGGUGGCACAGUAGUGCUCAAGUGUCAAGUGAAAGACCAUGAAGACUCCUCUCUGCAGUGGUCUAACCCUGCCCAGCAGACUCUGUACUUUGGGGAGAAGAGAGCCCUUCGAGAUAAUCGGAUUCAGCUGGUUAGCUCCACUCCACACGAGCUCAGCAUCAGCAUCAGCAAUGUGGCACUGGCAGACGAGGGCGAGUACACAUGCUCCAUCUUUACUAUGCCUGUGCGAACCGCCAAGUCCCUUGUCACUGUGCUCGGAAUCCCACAGAAACCCGUAAUCACUGGUUAUAAGUCAUCGUUGCGGGAAAAGGACACAGCCACCCUAAAUUGUCAGUCUUCUGGGAGCAAACCUGCAGCCCAGCUCACCUGGCGGAAAGGUGACCAAGAACUCCACGGGGACCAAACACGAAUCCAGGAAGAUCCCAAUGGGAAAACCUUCACUGUGAGCAGCUCAGUGUCAUUCCAGGUUACCCGGGAGGAUGAUGGAGCAAACAUCGUGUGCUCUGUGAACCAUGAAUCUCUGAAGGGAGCUGACAGAUCCACUUCUCAGCGCAUUGAAGUGUUAUACACACCAACAGCCAUGAUUAGGCCAGAACCUGCUCAUCCUCGUGAAGGCCAGAAGCUGUUGUUACAUUGUGAGGGGCGUGGAAAUCCAGUGCCCCAGAAGUACCUGUGGGUAAAGGAAGGCAGCGUGCCACCCCUCAAGAUGACCCAGGAGAGUGCUCUCAUCUUUCCCUUUUUGAACAAGAGUGACAGUGGGACCUAUGGCUGUACAGCCACAAGCAACAUGGGCAGCUAUACGGCCUACUUCACCCUCAAUGUCAAUGACCCAAGUCCAGUGCCCUCUUCCUCCAGUACGUACCACGCCAUCAUUGGAGGGAUUGUAGCUUUCAUUGUCUUCCUGCUGCUCAUUCUGCUCAUUUUCCUUGGACACUAUUUGAUCCGGCACAAAGGAACCUACCUGACACACGAAGCGAAGGGCUCCGACGACGCCCCAGAUGCAGAUACGGCCAUCAUCAACGCAGAAGGCGGGCAGUCAGGCGGGGAUGACAAGAAGGAAUAUUUCAUCUAGGGGCAACCACUCACCUUCUGCACCCUCCCCCAGGGGCCCCAUGGGGACUGCUGGGCUGUCACCAACUUGGACUUGUACAGAGCGACCCCAGGGCCGCCCCUCCCGCUUGCUCCCCAGUCCACCCAGCCCCCUGUACAGAAUGUCUGCUUUGGGUGCGGUUUUGUACUCGGUUUGGAAUUGGGGAGGGAGGAGGGCGGGUGGGAGGGGUGGGUUGCCCUCAGCCCCUUUUGUGGCUUCACUGCGUUUGGGUUAUUAUUAUUUUUGUAACAAUCCCAAAUCAAAUCCGUCUCCAAGGCUGGAGAGGCAGAGGCCAUGGGCGUAAGGAGAGCAAGGAAUCUGCAAUGUUCAGAGGAGGAAGUUGGAGGAAUUAGAAACGGAUGAGGAGCAGGGCUGGUUUGCGGGUGGGGGCUUAGCACAGCCCUCCUUCCAUUUUCACAGCGGAUGUGGCCCCAAGGAACCUGGGAGUGGAAGCAGGGGCUAGUGGUGGCUCUUCUUCUGCUGGCCGUGCACUACAGACACGGAGUCACACUGACACUUCUCUUCCAUUACAUAAGAAAGAAAUGAGGAGAGUGUUCAAGAUGUGAUCUGGAGAUAGCAUGCAGCCACAUAGGAAUCCAGGGCUUCAACAUGUUCCUCCCGAGAGAGUAGAUUUCCCGAGAGAAUGGUGGAAAUGGUCCUGAUCACCUAUUGCCCCUAAACGAUGACUGAAGCUAGGCUGUUCUUUUAAAAACAGAAUCUGCCCUUGGGGGACAGUAGAGUUCAACUUUCUCUCCCAGCUUCAGCAGCUGUGGAAGAGGCAGCUGUGGACCCGAACAACGUCUGCUGCCCCGACCUCGGAGGGGCCCCUCACUCUUACCCAAGCCCCUGGACUGUUGCACGGCAACCGCUCCUCUUAUGGCAUUGCUCAGCAACUACUCCUCCACCCUGUGUCACCCUGUGCCCUCUCCUGUUCCCUGUGCCAGCCCUCGGUCCCUCCUCCCUCAGCAGCCAGGCAGACUUGACAACAAAAUUACUAAAAGGAGCUUCACUGCAGUGAGCUGUUUCCUGCCCAAA